Molecule: messenger RNA, 1874 nt
Organism: Ectocarpus sp. CCAP 1310/34
Lineage: Eukaryota; Phaeophyceae; Ectocarpales; Ectocarpaceae
Source: the annotation of a GenBank genome assembly
AGAUAUACUCGCAGCAGUAUCUGGUCGUGAGGAUCCCAGGGGGACACGUGUUGGGAAUUUCGUGUGUUGAAGGGUACCACCGGCGCAGUCACGGGGACCCUUUGGGCGUGGUCUUGCGAUGAUGCGGAAGGUUUGCGUGCGUGCUGCGCACUUGCUCUUCUUUUUCUUCCCUCUAUCUCCACCACCACCACCGUCUCUCUCCAAUCAAGUUUCCUUCUCCCACUCUCUCUCCAACUCUCGCUCAACCUCUCUCUCUCGGCCUAACACGGCCGACUACCCAGUGCCCCAAAGCAACGUCCAGAACGUGCUUGCUGCACCCCGCGUAGUUUACCUUUCACACUAGUGCGACGAUAUCACGGUAUCUGCGCGCGGGCGUAGCCUUCCAGGGGUUGUGCAGUCACGCGCAAUCGGUAGACUCCCAUAACAACAUAAAUCAGUAUAUCUAACAGAGGGUAUCGACCUCUCCGCCCUUGGCGAGCAAGAACUACAGAAAAAAGUGGAGGAGAUCGUCCAGCAACGAGUACAAGCCGAACUUGAAGCCAACGGGAUCAACGAGGGUGAAGUCACCUACGCCCAACCACCAUCAGCCGGGAACCCAGUCCCACCUACCGGCAGUCAGCCAUCACCCUCCAGCCAUGGACUGGAAGGAGUUGGAGAUGAGAGAGUCCAAGAGUCCACAGGAUUACAUUGCCCGCUCAGAGGCCCUUCGCCUGCGUCUCGCAUCUGUAGGCACAAUGAAGGAUGAAUCAGAUGCCAACAAAGACAUUGCUCGAGGCCUUGCCUCUUCGUUGUAUGCCGUGCAAAAAGGAAUACUGCUUGCCCAUGAUGUCCUGACGUUGCGUACCCUUGAGACUGUGGUGAGGGACGCCCACAUGAAGAUGGAGCGCGAGAGGAGCAAGGGGGAGAGGCGCGAGGUGGAGCUCGCUCUCGCCGCGUCCGGCAUGGGUCGGCGCGGCGGGGGAAGUGGGGGGGCAUCCGGAGGUCAAGACGGCGGUCAGGUAGUAGCUGGCGGCCAAAAUCGUGACGGAGAGAACAAAAAUAGUGACGUGCUCAAUGACAACCCCGGCGGAUUUUGCCGCUACCACCAGUCCGCGCUUCACACCAACGAGCAGUGUCGUCUCCAGCAGCAACUGCGGCGCGCGCGUUCGAGAGAGGGCGCCGCGGAACGCCGCUCGGGCGGCGGCAGCCGCGGUGGCGGCGGUAGCCAGCGAGGGGGCAGACCGCCGCCGGGGCCAGGCCGCGGUGGCGGCCGAUGGGCGUACGUUGUGUACUACGCCCACGAUGAUGGUGGCUACUACGAAGACUACGGCGAAUACGACGACGGCUACUACCUGAACGGCGGCGACAACCACCCGAGCGGCACCGUCAAGGUCCUCAAGGCGUCCACCGGCCGCGUCGUCUACACCAACAACGUGUCGUGGGAGACGUCGGCGCCAGCCGGUGAGGGGGGUUCCGCUGGUAUUACCGCUGCGCCGACACCCCCCCCGUUCACGCCGCCGGUCGUCUCGAUCAACUUUGGCCCAGCACCGACGCCUUCGACUGCCGCAACGCCGCCGCCAGCGACCACGCCACCGCCCGCUCCCACGCCUUCACAACCGCCCUCUGCCACUUCGCCGUCACCGUCGGCGACCCCCGCUCCUGGCCAGCCGUCCUCUGCCUCUUCGCUGUCACCGUCGGCGACCCCAGAUUCAGACCAGCCGCCGCCGCCGCCGAACCCCGCGAUGCCCGCGCUUACGGCUCACGCCAUGCGGCAGCUUCACCCGGGUACAAAGGCCGAGGUUACAACAGACGCGCGGCUGCCAAGCCGUACGAGAUCGGGCACAAGGCACAGCACAGGACUCAUCUCGAUGCUAGACAAGAAUACUCUGGUGUCG